UUUGAAGAACUCGGAUUUGAAAAUGGCCGGAAUAUGUUUGCUGCUGAUAGCACUGCUGAGCGGAUUGAUUCAGAAGGGCCCAGUGCAAAUGCUGAUCCGGAUAAAAAGAUAGACUUGUCAUCAAGGCUAACGUCAUUUUUCUCUUCCCACAGCGAAGCUGCAGAAAAAUUGGACUGCCCUUUCAAGCCUCCGAAAAGCAAGCGAAUGGAGAUUCUUUGCCACCUGCAGCGUGUUGCGCAGGAGAUUGGUGUGUCGGACCUGACGUCAUGUGAACUUGCCGAAGCACUCGAUGAUGCUGAUCCAUUGAAAUAUUUGAGGAACGAGUUCUUCUAUCCUAAAAUGAAAACACUCCCUCAUGUUGAUUUGUCACUGGUCAAUCCCGAUGAUGAUAGUAUUUAUAUGUGUGGCAAUUCGCUUGGUUUGAUGCCAAAACGGACGAAAUUACUAAUGGAUGAACAAUUUCUGAAAUGGGCAAACAUGGGUGUUUUUGGACAUUUCCAUGAGCCGUUUGCUUGGGCGCACAGUGACGAGUCUGUACUGGACGGGAUUGCCAAAUUAGUUGGAGCUGAAAGGAGCGAGGUUGCAAUAAUGAACAGCUUAACAGUCAACUUGCAUAUUUUGUUGCGAAGCGGCACAAAAUUCUCACGGAAUGGAAAGCAUUCCCGUCUGAUCACUAUGCGAUCGAGUCGCAGAUUCGGUUGA
Molecule: messenger RNA, 702 nt
Organism: Gongylonema pulchrum
Lineage: Eukaryota; Metazoa; Nematoda; Chromadorea; Rhabditida; Gongylonematidae
Source: the annotation of a GenBank genome assembly